Molecule: messenger RNA, 3164 nt
Organism: Dothidotthia symphoricarpi CBS 119687
Lineage: Eukaryota; Fungi; Ascomycota; Dothideomycetes; Pleosporales; Dothidotthiaceae
Exons: 3
Coding region: 34-2859 (941 amino acids)
Biological process (GO): phosphorylation; phosphorelay signal transduction system
Molecular function (GO): phosphorelay sensor kinase activity; protein binding
Source: RefSeq, a predicted model, not a curated record
CAUACCCUUAUCCUAUUCUGCUACCUAUUCCUCAUGUGCAACAAUGCUCUCAGUCACAAGUCGCUCAUUGCGCAUCAGCUCAGCCCAGCGCUGAUGCUAGAUCGCUCGGGUAUCAUCGUCUCCACCAACGAAGGUGCCGUUCGCUUGAUUUUUCCUCAACAUCAAGAUUCGCCUCCCAGCACCAACAGCUCUUUGCUUGGCAAAAGCCUUGUGGAUCUCGGUAUCGUUCUCCUGCCUGGGAAAUCGCCGGUUUUCUGGACUUGGGAUGAGGUUCUCAACGCCGCCAGAGGUAGAAUCGAAUCACAUGACAGUGUGAUGCGAGACGGCGGGGAUGUUUCAAGCGUGGCACACACAAUUAUUCAUCAAGAUACUGAAGAGUUUUGGGAUCACGAAGCUGAGCGGCAAUCGAUUGUUGAAAGUGACAUCUACGUUACCCGACAUACCCUGAAACAAGUCGGUCAUGGCACAAAUGAGUCCCCAAUUCGCCCACAUAUGAUCAGAGCCAGAGCGAAUGUUCGUUGGCUUCCUUCAAGUUCUGAAGGUCACUACCUCGUUACAUUUUGUAGGACGUCCUUACCUCAACGGAGUACAGCGGUAACGCCGAAAUCUCGAACAGCAUCAGUUGGCGGCGGGGGAAGUACCAUUGCUAAGUUGCCUGACCCUGCAUCUUUCUUUGCCUCGUGUUUUCCAGAAGAUUUGGGUUCAACUUUCAGUCUAGAAAUGAAAGAUCUUAUGCCAGAUGCCUCCAAUAUCGCUUCUUCUAUCGUUCCCUAUAUCGUAUCGACAUUAGAUACAGAUGGCCAGGUUUAUCAUCUCACGGACUCUUGGUAUCACCUUACUGGACUUAGCGAAAGUGAGAGCCUCGGUAGCGGUUGGGCGUCGGCUGUGCACCCCGAAGACGUACCUGCGAUGACUGUUGCUUGGGCUGAUGUGCUCCGAAACGAAAGAAGUGACUGGACCUAUCCAGCGCGUGUCCGGCGAGCCUCAGACGGGACGUACUGUUGGUUCUUGAUCCGGACACAGCCCCACAGAGACGAUUCUGGGAAGCUACUGCGCUGGUACGCGUCUAUGAUAGAUAUUCACGAAUGGGUCAUUGCCAGACUCGAAGCAGACAGGCAACGACAAUCGAUACUUACAUUGUUUUCCCAAACAGACGUUAUGUUAUGGGGUAUUGACAAAUCAAAUCACAUAUACAUAUGUGAGGGGCGCCUUGACUGGGACCCCACAAGAAUUGUCGCCCUGUUGGAUCGCCUACAACAAGGAAAGACCUCAAAGACUGCACCUAUUGACAACGCGGCACCCUGCCCAGAUCCUGAUGCGGACAAAGAGCUCAUCCUCACGAUCCAAGCGGUGCUCGAGGGGCGUGCUUUUACUCCUACUGUUGAGCACUGGGAGGGGGACCGUUAUUUUAGGACUCGCUUUGUCGCUGAACGUACAGUUCCAUUUUAUGAUGCAGCUACGGGUAGAGAGAAUUCGGUACAAGCAGCACUAGCCUUGACAUUUGAUAUCACUGAAGAGAAUGCCCGGGUGACGCUACAAAAGGAGAAUGAAAGGUUAGUGACGAACGAAAAGGCCGCUGUUGAUGCGAGCACCUUGAAAAGUCGGUUUCUUGCCAAUAUGUCUCACGAGAUUCGCACUCCAAUCUCUGGUAUAAUUGGUCUUAGUGAACACCUGUCCGAUUGUGGUUUAACCGAAGAGCAAACAGAGUUCUGUAGCAGCAUCCGCGAGAGUGCAAAAUUCCUUCUCACAGUCAUCAACGAUGUUCUGGAUUUCAGCAAAUUGGAAUCAGGACACAUGGAUGUGGAAUCGAUUCCCUUUGCACCCAACAAGCUCAUCAGUGACACUAUCAUCCCACUGCGACUUCAAGCUGAGGAGAGAGGCAUUGCUCUCAAUUGGACAUACAAAGGUCCAUCCGAAGAGGUCCUGCAUGGGGAUCCGUGGAGAGUACGUCAAAUCAUAACCAACCUGAUCUCGAAUAGCCUUAAGUUCACACAAGAAGGUCGCAUCGAUCUCACUGUGCAACCCAUUGAUAUCAAGGGCAAUCAGCUGCUGGUUGAAUUCAUCGUACUGGACACUGGAAUUGGUAUCACGGAAGAGGCGAUGAAAUGCCUAUUCAAGCCGUUUACGCAGGCUGAUAAUUCAACAGCUAGAUUGUAUGGAGGCACUGGGCUGGGUUUGUCAAUCUGCCGACAACUUCUCGAGCUUAUGGGUGGUCAGAUUACAUUGAAGUCUAUCCGUGGGCAAGGGACUACCGCGACCUGCAGGAUCCCAUUUCGAAAGUUUGAUGGCCCUCCUGGCGACAUGGUCAUGUCGACCUCUUUACCUGCUCGAGCAAUGAGACAGGACCCAGCCAAGAUAAAACCGAACACGGCGCCUCAUCCUCAGCAUGCAUCACUCGAAGGCUCGAAAUACGAACGCCUUGUUUCUUUGCAAGAGAACAAAUCACCGGCCGACUACCACAUACUUCUGGUAGAAGAUAAUCUAGUGAACCGCAAAGUUAUUGCGUUAGCUGUAAAGAAGUUAGGGUAUGCUGUCUCUACUGCAUGCAACGGACAGGAAGCACUCGAUUACCUGUGCAAAACAUCUGUACAGCCUCGUCCCGAUGCUGUGCUAAUGGAUUGCAUGAUGCCAGUCGUUGAUGGCUACGAAGCUACGCGCAAACUCCGCAGCGACAGCGACAUGUUCGACGAAGAAGUGCGUACUUUGCCUAUCAUCGCACUCACCGCCAGCGCCAUCAAGGGAGAUAAAGAGAAAUGUUGGGAGGCAGGCAUGGACGACUACUUGACUAAGCCUGCUGCAAGGGAAGAUUUGAUGAGGAUGUUAUUAAAAUGGAUUGCGCCUCAGGAACACCAAAACUGAUGAACGGUUACACGAUCGCUGAUCUCCUCAACACGCGACUCCACGAUCGAUGUUGAUGUGCAAACACUGGCUUCGCUCGAGAUCUAUAGCUGCUCAAGAUUCUCGUUGUAUUCAAAACUGUGAUAAAGAAGAGGGGAACAGGAAAUUCUAUUCUGGCUAAAAUUCACGGAGAAGUUACUUACAUAUACCUACCUAUACUCCUGUAUGAGAAGCCUGAGUAGAUUCGGGAUAUCAAAUCGGGGCUAUUACCUACGACAUACAACAUCGACUGAUCGUUCCUGGUGCUCAUCAAGGGCCAAGCAUCG